AUGGGAAGUAGAACCGAUCCACUCUACUAUCCUAUUACACUUCCAAAGCUGCGCCGUGGCGGGGCGGCUGGCCACGUGUUGGUGUGCCCCACCUGUACCAACACACUGCAUCCCAACAACGGUGUUACGUUACUCUUCCUUGGAAUAAUUGCCAGGGGCGUUAGUCAAGAGGUCGACACUUCACAUGGUGAGGGUAAGCAUGAUGUGAUAAAGGAAGCUGGCACUGAAACGUCGAGAAGGAAUGCCCCGCAAGACUCGCUGCACCGAAUACAGCAACGACCCUUCCGCCCUGUUGGUCGCAGCCAUAAAAGGUUCUCCACUGACAAAGCACUCUCCUCACCUCACCUCUCGUCGCGCCAAGAAAGAAUCCAGAAACAUUUUCGUCAGGCAGCUCAAAGAAGGUUUGCUUUGGGGCUAGUGGUCCCACGACGGAGAGGAGAUCCCUCUAAUGCGGGUAUUCCUUCACCGCUUCCCACGCGGCCACGAGAAACGACAUCGCGACGAGAAGGUGGACUUAGAUAUGCUCAGGAACGUGAGUCGUCUGGUAUUUCAAGGGACGCAGCUGAAAGCACAGGGGAGCACGUCACGAAGGCUCCCAGGUUACUAGUUACUAAGAUUCACGGGCCCAUCAAGGCAACGCAAGAUUCUUCCCUUUCUCGAAGGCAAGGGUUUCAGCCUGAGUCGGUAAUGAAUGACAAGGAUCAUGGGAGUCUGGAUCAAGGAGAGAUCCUAUCAGACGAAGAUGAGAAGCGAAACGAUGGCAAACAUGAGGCUCUGGCAAUAGAGCCCUCCCAGCAACCAGUCAAGGCGUCACAAGUCCCCGUCAGAAAGAGUGGUGGCGAGCAGGAGAAAACGUCCCUUCAAAAUAUUAACAUGCCGGCCGCUGGAGUUAGGGAAAGAGUUAGGCUGCAGGGAGGAAGACCGCGAUUUCGUCUUAGUGAUGACGAAUCGGGUGAGCAGGGAGAACGGAGAGGAAUCUCCCUUCCCUUACGCAGAAGACGGUUGAGAUUUCUUCGCCCUAACUUUAGAAUUCAGAGAAAAGGUUCGAGAUUGGUGGCUCGCCAGAAUCCUCCUGUCAAGUUCCAAGACCGUAGGCUGUCUGAGAUACAUCAACAGCCAUCGCUUCCAGAGGACUUGGAACAUAGUGUUGACAAGCCAGCGACACCACAUUCCCACUCCACUACAGGAGAGGAAUCAAUUGUCCACCAAGAACCGCACCACGUCCUAACACAGACACCAUCCACUUAUCUUCCAAGAAAAGCACAAGGUAGUGAUGACGUCACAACAUCUCAUGUAAAACACCAAGACGGUGACACACAGGGGGCUGCAGUUGGUCCGAAGGAAACUAAAGAAGUGGUCUUUGACUUGCCAGAAGAGGACAUUCAGAUGGAGUUGAGACAGCAGAGUCACACCCAAGCUCUGCAUAACGAGCGUGUUGAGUCAGAGGACCAUCACAUUCCAGCGGAAAGGCAGCAACACAGCGCAACAUCUGAGGGAGAACGGACAAUGACUCAUUCUAUCUCUGCAGACCAUUCAAAGAUCCAACAUGAAAGUGCUAAUCUUCCUGAGACCGUUGGUUCUCUGAUGGACGUUUCACCCAAAGUUUUAGCAACAACAUCCUCUUCCUCUAACCAAGACUCCUCAGUCCAUUCAGAGAUUCUUACCCCUGCCUCCUUCGAUGAGUCGUUUGAUGAACAUUCAACAGAUCAGCAGCAGUAUUUGCCAAAAGUCAAUAACCUUCAGCGACUGUCUGCUCGCCAACAAGAAAUAGCCAAACGCAGACUUUCCCAGGGCAACCAGAGCAGCAGUCCAGGCGUGCCUCGAGUGCAAACCUUCAUCAGACAUCGCUUUAGUCAGAACCAACAGAGAGCAUCUCAACCUCAAAGGCUGAAGCCAGUAAGGCAACCACAGACGGAAAAUUUUCCUGUUCUGCAAACUCCUCAGACAGUUGUAUCAAGUUUUCCUCGAAAUGAUUCCAGCCAAUCACAGACCCUCCGUGAGCCUGAAAUAGAGUCUCACUCAUCAGCUCGGCUUAACCAGGCUGAACGUUUGACACAGAAAACAAGAGACUCUAUCCUUCACUUCGCUCAACCGCGCCAUAGAUUUUCUGACCUCUCCUCGCAUGUUGAUGUAACGGGCACGCAAGAAGGGCCGCUACUUAAAUCUGUCACUCUUCGGAUCCACCGAACUGGCACCUUACCUCAAACUUCCAGUGAUUCUCCCGGGCAACAGGAAGGCCGGAGAAUACCGCUAAUACUGGACAACAGGAAGGGCCUGGAACAUCAAGAAGAGCUGCAGGAUAGACAUCUUCCUAUCGCUUUUGGCAUCCACAAUCAAAACGAAAACAUCCGUUCUUCUUUCCCUAUCGACCACUUCACUCCUAAUUCUGAAUACUUGUCGGAUGAUGUUCGAGAACGGCUGUCAGAAGGGAUGUUACGGUCCACAGAAAAUGAACAGCACCAUCACCAGCACGAUACCACGCAUACCAUCGCUGAACAACAGCAACACCGGCAGGCGCCUCUACAGUCCAGCGCACGCCAACAAAAGCAACACGCCUCUCUACAGUCUACUGCACACCAACCGCAGCAACACCACCAGCACGGCACUCUACAACCCACCGCACACCAACAACAGCAACGAGCUCCUCUGCAGUCCACCGCACACCAACAACAACAACACACUACUCUGCGUUCCACUACACACCAACAAGAACACCACCACCAUGCCACGCUGCAGCCCAUCGCACUCCAACAACAACAACAACAACGCGCUCCUCUACAGCCCACCACACACCAACAACAGCAACGCGCCCCUCUACAAUCCACCGCACACCAACAACAGCAACACGCCUAUCUACAGUCCACUACACACCAACAAGAACACCACCAGCACGGCAGUCUACAGUCCACCGCACACCAGCAACAACAACGCCCCUCUCUACAGUCCACCGCACACCAACAACAGCACCGCCCCUCUCUACAGUCCACCACACACCAACAACAGCAGCACUCCUCUCUGCAGUCCACCGCACACCAACAACAGCACCGCCCCUCUCUACAGUCCACCACACACCAACAACAGCAGCACUCCUCUCUGCAGUCCACCGCACACCAACAACAGCAGCACUCCUCUCUGCAGUCAACCUCACGUCAACAACAACAACGCCCCUCUCUACAGUCCACCGCACACCAACAACAGCAGCACUCCUCUCUACAGUCCACCGCACACCAACAACAACAACGCCCCUCUCUACAGUCCACCGCACGUCAACAACAGCAACGCCUCUCUCUACAGUCCACCGCACACCAACAACAACAACACUCUUCUCUACAGUCAACCGCACAACAACAACAACACGCAUCUUUACAACCCAACACAUACCAGCAACACUACCAGCGCGACAGCCAACACCACACCGCACAUCACCACCACCCUCACCACCAGCACAUCUCACUGCAGUCUAAUACACGUCAACACCAUCAUCACCAACACCACGCUCAACAGCAGCAGCAACACCAACAACAACAUCAGCACACAUCUCUCUCCCACACUCAUUUAGACGACCACCACUACAACACGCAGUUGACUUUAUCGCACGAGGAAGACCAGGUUGAUGACAAAGAGGAGCCACGCCUCGAUACCCACACGCCUAGACAGACUGAUCUACACACUGCUAACCCAACCCAAGGUGGCACUGGAGGUAACAAUUUCCUCCAAACUAAAGAUAAUACAGGAAUAACGAAAGAUGACAUUGGCUUUCUUGAGGGAGCAGCAGUGGCUUCACUUCUGAGCGGAGAGCACAUGGGACUCAAGCACGCUUCUCAUCAUCAUGACAACGUAAAACCUCUCACGAGGGACGACGGUGUCUUCAGAGCAACAAGUGUCGGCCGCCUCACCGCUAUUGGUCACACACAUGCUGAAGGAACUCAAAGGGAACACAGUGAACUACGUCAAAAGCAGCCAGAAUUUCCUCCCUUGCACAGUACCACAGAUGUCAGGGGUGUUAGAAUAAGUCAACCGUCACAUCUCCGACAAUCCGAUAUUGUGGAGAGUCAAGUGCCGUAUCUCCGACAAUCCAGCGUUACUGAGAACCAGUCGUCCCAUGUAAGGCAGUCCGGAGUGACAGAGAGCAAAAUUUCACAUUCAAGGCAGUCUAAUGUGGGAGACGGUCAAGCGACGGUUAUCGAAAAGGCUGAUGUAAUGGACAGCCAUGCACCGCAACUAAGACAGCCUGGAGUGACGCAUAGUCAAACAGAAAAUCUCCGACAAUCUGCUGUGAUGGACACUCAAGCCCCACAUCUAGAUCAGUCAGGAGUGACGCAGAAUAAAACACCGCAUCUUAGACAAUCUGGCAUGACAGAGAGCCAAACACUGCAUUUGCGAAAGUCUGAUGUGACAAAGAGUGAAACACCACAUCUCCGACAGUCUGGUGUAGCAGACUCAGACUCGUCAAAGAAAUUUGACGAUACAACUAUUUAUGGAUCCAGUAACCGCCAAAGUCACGCUGACGCCUAUCUUUCGCAUCUGAAAAAGCUGGAAUCUGAACUGGAACGCCAUGUCUCACACAUCAGAGAUGGAACUGCAAGUUUCAAGAAAGUGGAGGCACUAAGUGAAGGAGACAGCCGACCCAGAACUACAGGAGAGGACGUUUCCACUUUCAGACAAAGUGGGGUAGUAGCCAAAGGAGUUCAGACAUCACGGUCACAUACAAACGAUGAAAAGGUAAUUAUUUCGAAUUUCCGAGAUGGCACCUCUAGGCUGACAGGUUCAGGACAGUCUAGCGACGCAAGGAACGAAAUAAGGAUAAGAAACCAACUCAGUAGUACAACAGAGGCAAGAAAUGAAGAGGUGCAGGUCUUCCAGAGUGGACAAUCUGGACAGGUCGAUGCCUUCCAGGAAAAAACACAGGAAACCUCGGCACCAGCCUUACCUAUGUCAAGGAUCUGGAGGCAGCAAAAUAACUUGUUACCAAUUAAAGCUAGUAGUUCAUCAGGUGAUGAUGUUAAACCUCAAUUAAUACAACGUCAGAAUCCUGAAGCUUGGAAUUCACCAUCUCUCCGCCGUCCUUCUCAGACUACUGGUGAUGAUCGCGUUUUGCAGUCUUCUCGUAGUCAGAAAACAACCUUCCAGGAUAUUACUGCGGCUCCUCGAGCACAGACAACCUUUUUGACAUCACCUGCAGUGCAAACAGCUCCAAGGAGGGGGACAGCCAAUUUGGCACAAAGCAGACAUCAAUUUGAUACACUUGAAAGAUCACAGUCACCACUCCAUGUCUCUGUAUCUUCUCGGGAUGGGCGUCAGCGUCAAGUGCUACCGGCAUCUAGAAGGCUUACCAACUCACAUGGUCAACCAGCCUACACUUUCCAUCGCAGCCCUGACGAUGGUGCAUUCCAGGAAAACUUGUUCAGACAUGGAGAUUUUUAUAGCUCUCCAAGGCAACCUGGACGGUUAAGGGAACAACAACAAGUGCCUUUCGUUCACCAAGAAGAAAAGAGAGCGGAUGUUUCUAGCCGCUCUCGUGAAGGUAUAUCGAGAGGAUCUUUUACGGGAUUUUCACAGGCUGUGAGAAACGUGGCGCUAACUACAAACCCAGACCAGAGACACAGACAACAGCAUCAUGGCGGCAAAUCGUUUUGGGAUCCCGUGGACAGCUCCUACAAGCCCGUCACUCAAAGAGGCUCAAAGAAGUUCAUGGAUACACUGCGAAACAUGAACGAGGGCAUGGAGCAGGAAACACUAAUAAAGUCCCUUUCAGUCCUCUUAAGAGGAGAAGACUUUGCAGGCAGAUGGUCCAUCCAAGACACGUCUAACCAAGCGUCCCAGCGGCCUCAAGAUAUUCAAAUCCCCGAAACCGGGUUCACGUGCAAGGGCUUGGCUUCGGGAUAUUACGCGGACACUCACGACGACGCCAGAUGUAACAGUUUCCACUUCUGCGGUGUUGACGGCACCCACACAAGCUAUAUGUGUCCUACAGGCACAGCAUUCAGUCAACAGCUUCAGGUGUGCGAUCACGCCUUCAGGGUGAAAUGCAGAGCACCUCACCGCGGCGACAGCCAACCCCACGACCACCAACAAACCUCCCCUGACACCUCCAGAAAGCGGGACCGUUUCGGCAAGAGAGUCCCAUCCCAUAACCCUUACCACCUACGACAGCGUGCUUGAGAGAGAGAGAGAGAGAGAGAGAGAGAGAGAGAGAGAGAGAGAGAGAGAGAGAGAGAGAGAGAGAGAGAGAGAGAGAGAGAGAGAGAGAGAGAGAGAGAGAGAGAGAGAGAGAGAGAGAGAGAGAGAGAGAGACCAUAGAAGAAAAAAAUAAGAGAAAAAACAUAGAGGAUUCGUUUCUUCUCCCUCGGGGUUUAGCGAGACAAAUCCUACCAAGUGACAGACAAAGACAGACACACCGGAAGGGCACCUCGUCUCUUGCGUUUAUUCGAAGACCUUUCCAAAUAUCUCUAGGCCACCCACAUUUGUGCAAUAUCCUCUCUCCGUCUCUCAUAUAAACAUUCUACAUUUUUUCUUAUAUGCUGGGCGAGAAAAAGCCAGUCAGACGCUUAGUGCGAAGGAUUGCUCAAAUAUAAUGAUGGUGGAUAUUCAUAUGUGUUCUUUGAUUUCAAGUUCUCGUGUGUCAUUUUAGUCUUCUCAGUGCUUUACCGUUCCAAGCACUCAUUCACUCAUUGCUCAAUACCUCAGUUUUGUAAGGCAUUCCUCAGUAUCUCAUUAUUUUCAACACCAUUUAGGAUGCGUUAUUUAUCAGUUGCUUUAUGAGGUCACACACACACACACACACACACACACACACACACACACACACACACACACACACACACACACACAUACGAUGAAUGCCGUAAUGAAGAGCUGCUCGUCUUUGUUACGUCGUGUCUAUGAAACAAAGACACACCCGAUACGAUGUAAUUAUUCUGUAUCUGAAUGAAAUAUAUCGAUAAUUCAGUA
Messenger RNA from Portunus trituberculatus (swimming crab), 6951 nucleotides. RefSeq lists its product as uncharacterized. The transcript has 5 exons. Gene Ontology annotation, cellular component: extracellular region. The record is from RefSeq and is a predicted model, not a curated record. NCBI's taxonomy places the organism in Eukaryota, Metazoa, Arthropoda, Malacostraca, Decapoda, Portunidae. The coding region runs from base 1 to 6162 and encodes 2053 amino acids. Gene Ontology annotation, molecular function: chitin binding.